AUGCCUUCCACCGGUUCGAAACGAUUUGAGCUCCCCAAGCUGGACUUCAAGUUCGGCUCCUUGACCGAGGGAACCAACAUCCCCCCGCCGCUCCCCAGCCCCGUCCAGGAGGUCCCCACGCCUCCCCAGACCCCGCGUGUGAGCGAAACCAAGGACUCCGGUUCCGCCGUCAAGGAAAAGGCCGAGAACAAGACAAAUGGUCAUACGGCAGCAGUGCCAGGCUCGCCUGCCACCACCAAUGCGUCAAGCAGACAAGGCAGCAUCCGUCGUCUCUUCAGCCGGACAUUACUGAACCAAGCAUAUGCAGAAGGCGAAACCCAGUCCGCCCACAACCGUCCCAUGAGCCGAAGUCAGGGCAGCAUCAUCGACGAGAAGAAAUCGAAACGAAGCAGCGGCUGGUUCAAGAGGCUGAGGACCAGCGAAUCCUCUCCGCCACAAAAACGAUCCAGUGUCGUCUACGAGCACCCCAACGUCAGCGAGACCAGCAGCCAAACGCAAAGCAAGCCUCAGAUUCCUCAGCCGCAGGCACAAGCACCCGCACCUCAGGUCCAAGGACCUCCGCCGCCCAUGAUUCCCGAGCUAAGCGCCCUUCAGGCCAGGCUGGAUAUAGGAGACGGAGGCAGUCUCGGAGACGACUUGUUCAAGAACAUUAAAUAA
This is a messenger RNA of Colletotrichum fioriniae, 657 nucleotides long. The record is from RefSeq and is a predicted model, not a curated record. Lineage: Eukaryota; Fungi; Ascomycota; Sordariomycetes; Glomerellales; Glomerellaceae.